Molecule: messenger RNA, 1735 nt
Organism: Rattus norvegicus (Norway rat)
Lineage: Eukaryota; Metazoa; Chordata; Mammalia; Rodentia; Muridae
Source: RefSeq, a predicted model, not a curated record
GCUGAGAGGUGAGAGUUGCUUGGAGCCCGGGGCCUGGAGGGAGGGCGAUGGCGGCAUGGCCGCCUUCCUUGAGGACUCGCUCGCGGGCAAAAUCUGGAGUUCUGAGCUGGAGACGUUGCAUCCCGGUUUUUAGUCCGGCCCGAUGGCAUGAACCCAGGUUAAAGAGCAAGGUGUGGCGACGGAUCCCUGUGGCUCACUAGUCAGCUCGCCUGGUCUAAUCAGCAAGCCUCCCAACUCCCAGUGAGAGAGAGACAAGGGCAAGAGUUCAAACCUGUAUCAGAAAAUAUUUAAUCAUUUAACCAAAAAUGGUAUUUUUUACAUGCAAUGCAUGUGGUGAAUCCGUGAAGAAAAUACAGGUGGAAAAGCACGUGUCUAUUUGCAGAAACUGUGAAUGUCUUUCUUGCAUUGACUGUGGGAAAGAUUUCUGGGGUGACGACUACAAAAACCAUGUGAAAUGCAUCAGUGAAGAUCAGAAAUACGGAGGCAAAGGCUAUGAAGCCAAAACACACAAAGGUGAUGUGAAACAGCAGGCAUGGAUUCAGAAAAUUAAUGAGUUAAUAAAGAAACCCAACGUCAGCCCCAAGGUGCGAGAACUUUUGCAGCAAAUUAGUGCUUUUGACAAUGUUCCCAGAAAAAAGGCGAAGUUUCAGAACUGGAUGAGGAACAGCCUGAAAGUGCACAGCGACUCUGUUCUGGAGCAGGUGUGGAACAUCUUCUCCGAAGCAGCCAGCAGCGAGCAAGAUCAGCAGCCACCCAGCCACAUGGCAAAGCCAAAUACAGAGGUCCCCACUAAGGUUCCAUCCACAAAAACAAAUGGCACCACAGAGGAGCAAACAGAGGCAAAGAAGAAUAAAAGAGAAAGGAAGGAAGAACGACAGAAGAGCAGGAAGAAAGAGAAGAAAGAGCUGAAGUUAGAAAACCACCAGGAAAAUCUGAAGGGCCAGAAGCCAAAGAAGCGCAAAAAGGGCCAGGAGGCCGGACAUGAGGCUGGUGGGGAGGAUGCCGCGGAGGCCAACGGCGCCCCAGAGAAGAAGAGAGCCCGGGAUGCACAGGCUUCUGAAGAGGGAGCAGACAGAAAUGGGGGCCCCGCGGAGGAUGCUGAUGAGGGGCCGACCAAGACAGCAGCAGGAAAACGGAAGCGGCAAAAGCACUCAGAAGUUGAGUCUGAUAACAAGAAAAAAAAGAUGAAGUUGCCAGGGCAGCCUGAAGAGGGAGAGCCUGAGGACCAUGAGGCUCCAUCAAAAGACUAUGAAAUGAAGAGCCUGUCCCAUGGAAAGUCCUGUGGCACUGCCCAUCUGUCUCUCACCACCUUCCCACAUUGUCCUGGGUUUGGGGAGCCUGGUAAAUUCAACUGGAAGGGGACCAUUAAAGCUGUUCUGAAACAGGCUCCAGACAACGAGAUAUCAGUCAAGAAGUUAAAGAAAAAGGUUAUAGCUCAGUACCAUGCGGUGAUGAGUGACCAUCACACAUCGGAGGAGGAGCUCCUGGCCAUCUUCAACAAGAAGAUCAGCAGGAACCCCACCUUUAAGGUGCUGAAGGACAAAGUUAAGCUUCUGAAGUGAGGGCUCUGUUGCGUCACACUCUACCAUCCUAUUGGCUACUUUCCUCUCUUUGUAAAAUGUGUAAUGAAUUCUAACAGCCGGAAGAUUGCUUCCUGAAACUUUUUAAGUUAAGGAAAAAAUAUAUUUUUGUUAAAACUUUUAUGAAAAAAUAAAAUAUAUCCUUGUCAAAUGUC